AUGGCUUGGUUUAGAGUUGGUAGUAGUAUAGCAAAACAAGCUAUUAAGAGAACCCUUUCACAAGGUGGAUCUUCGUAUCUUGUAUCUAGGGCUAGAGUGCUUCCUUCCUUACAUGGGAGGAAGUUUCUUCAUACAUCUGUUUUUAAGGAGCAGGCUGCUGCACCUGCGCCGAGGGCGGUUCCGCUAUCGAGGUUGACUGAUAGUUUUUUAGAUGGGACUAGUAGUGUGUAUUUGGAGGAGCUUCAGAGGGCUUGGGAAGCUGAUCCCAAUAGUGUUGACGAGUCGUGGGAUAAUUUCUUCAGGAAUUUUGUUGGGCAGGCUUCUACUUCGCCGGGGAUUUCGGGGCAGACGAUUCAGGAGAGUAUGAGGUUGUUGUUGAUGGUUAGGGCGUAUCAGGUUAAUGGGCAUAUGAAGGCGAAGUUGGAUCCGUUGAAUCUUGAGGCGAGGCAGAUUCCAGAUGAUUUGGAUCCGGCGCUUUAUGGGUUUUCUGAGGCCGAUCUUGAUAGGGAGUUUUUUUUGGGUGUUUGGAGGAUGGCGGGUUUUUUGUCUGAGAAUCGGCCUGUUCAGACGCUUAGAUCUAUAUUGACUCGUCUUGAGCAGGCUUAUUGUGGGAGUAUUGGUUAUGAGUAUAUGCAUAUUUCGGAUCGUGAGAAGUGUAAUUGGCUUAGGGAUAAAAUUGAAACUCCUACACCGGUGCAAUUUAACAGAGAGCGUCGUGAGGCUAUAUUUGAUAGGCUUGCUUGGAGUUCGUUGUUUGAGAAUUUUUUGGCCACCAAGUGGACUUCAGCUAAGAGGUUUGGGCUUGAAGGAGGGGAGACUCUUAUUCCUGGCAUGAAAGAAAUGUUUGAUAGAGCAUCUGAUCUUGGGGUUGAGAGCAUAGUUAUUGGAAUGGCACACAGGGGAAGAUUGAAUGUUUUGGGUAAUGUAGUUCGGAAGCCGCUGCGUCAGAUCUUUUGUGAGUUCAGCGGUGGUCUCUCACCGGAGGAUGAAGUUGGGCUUUACACUGGAACUGGUGAUGUUAAGUAUCACUUGGGAACAUCUUAUGAUCGUCCUACACGGGGUGGCAAGAGGAUACAUUUGUCUUUGGUGGCAAAUCCCAGUCACUUGGAAGCUGUCGACCCUGUUGUUGUUGGGAAAACUCGAGCGAAGCAGUAUUAUGCAAAUGAUGUGGACAGGACAAAAAACAUGGGUAUUUUACUUCAUGGAGAUGGUAGUUUUGCCGGCCAGGGUGUGGUCUAUGAAACGCUGCAUCUAAGUGCUCUUCCAAAUUACACUACUGGUGGGACUAUUCAUAUUGUGUUAAACAAUCAAGUUGCAUUUACAACUGAUCCAAUGUCUGGCAGGUCUUCACAGUAUUGCACAGAUGUUGCUAAGGCUUUAGAAUGUCCCAUCUUUCAUGUUAAUGGUGAUGAUGUGGAAGCAGUUGUUCAUGCCUGUGAACUUGCUGCCGAGUGGCGCCAAACUUUCCAUUCAGAUGUGGUUGUGGACUUGGUGUGUUAUCGUCGAUUUGGCCACAAUGAGAUUGACGAACCUUCUUUCACGCAGCCUAAAAUGUACAAGGUCAUCAGAAGCCAUCCUUCAACUCUUGAAAUCUAUCAGAAGCAACUUUUGGCAACUGGAGAGGUGACACAAGAUGACAUUGAUAAGAUACACAAGAAGGUCACAUCAAUUCUAAAUGAAGAAUUUCAAGCUAGCAAAGAUUACAUUCCUAAAAGAAGAGAUUGGCUUUCAGCAUACUGGCUUGGCUUUAAGUCGCCCGAACAGCUUUCCCGUGUCCGAAACACUGGUGUGAAACCAGAGAUCUUGAAAACAGUUGGGAAAGCAAUCACAACCAUCCCUGAAAAUUUCACACCUCACAAAGCAGUGAAGAGGAUUUAUGAACAACGUGCUCAAAUGAUUGAAAGUGGUGAAGACAUUGACUGGGGAUUUGGAGAGGCACUUGCUUUUGCUACCUUGCUUGUUGAAGGCAACCAUGUUCGAUUGAGUGGUCAGGAUGUUGAAAGAGGUACUUUUAGUCACCGCCACUCUGUAGUUCAUGAUCAGGCUACUGGGGAGAAAUAUUGCCCCCUUGACAACGUUAUAAUGAACCAAGAUGAAGAGAUGUUUACUGUUAGCAACAGCUCACUUUCAGAGUUUGCUGUUCUUGGAUUUGAAUUGGGUUACUCAAUGGAAAACCCCAAUUCAUUGAUAAUUUGGGAAGCACAAUUUGGAGAUUUUGCUAAUGGGGCUCAUGUGAUAUUUGACAAUUUCUUGGCUUCUGGUGAGUCCAAGUGGCUCCGUCAAACUGGGCUAGUUGUGUUGCUUCCUCAUGGUUAUGAUGGCCAGGGUCCUGAGCAUUCAAGUGCAAGAUUGGAACGUUUUCUUCAGAUGGCUGAUGACAAUCCAUAUAUUAUUCCUGAGAUGGAUCCAACUCUUAGGAAACAGAUUCAGGAGUGUAAUAUGCAGAUUGUGAAUGUCACAACUCCUGCCAACUUUUUCCAUGUUUUAAGGAGGCAGAUACAUAGAGAAUUCCGAAAGCCGCUCAUUGUAAUGUCCCCUAAGAAUCUACUUCGCAGCAAGGCUUGCAGAUCAAACCUAUCAGAGUUUGAUGAUGUCCAAGGGCAUCCUGGUUUUGACAAACAGGGAACCAGAUUUAAGCGUCUCAUAAAAGACCGAAAUGACCACUCCACUGUUGAAGAGGGUAUUAGACGUUUAGUACUCUGCUCUGGAAAGGUUUACUAUGAACUUGAUGAUCAACGAACUAAAGUUGAUGCAUCGGAUGUUGCAAUAUGUAGGGUGGAACAACUUUGUCCUUUCCCCUAUGACCUUGUCCAACGAGAGCUUAAACGAUAUCCAAAUGCAGAGGUUGUUUGGUGUCAAGAAGAACCAAUGAACAUGGGUGGAUACACUUACAUCCUACCCCGACUUGUAUCUUCCUUGAAAGCUGUAGGCAGAGGUGGUUUUGAUGACGUCAAAUACGUCGGUCGCGCCCCAUCUGCAGCCACAGCAACUGGUUUCCUCAAGGUUCACCAGAAAGAACAAGCUGAGAUUGCUGAGAAAGCCCUUCAACGUGAGCCAGUCAACUUCCCAUUCUGA
Molecule: messenger RNA, 3075 nt
Organism: Vicia faba (fava bean)
Lineage: Eukaryota; Viridiplantae; Streptophyta; Magnoliopsida; Fabales; Fabaceae
Source: the annotation of a GenBank genome assembly